Molecule: messenger RNA, 1839 nt
Organism: Suillus fuscotomentosus
Lineage: Eukaryota; Fungi; Basidiomycota; Agaricomycetes; Boletales; Suillaceae
Exons: 3
Coding region: 360-1757 (465 amino acids)
Source: RefSeq, a predicted model, not a curated record
UAUCUAAACUCAUAUGUGUCAUACGUGUCAAUAUUGUGCCAACAUUAGCUUUGGCUCUUUCCACACUUCUCGUUGCUGUCCGCGAACCUGUAUUGUCUUGCCUCGGGGAGAGACCAUGAAAAGUCAUGAUGGAUGGGUGUCCGAGGUCCGCACGGGAGCAGUAUACGACCACGACAGGUCACAAGUGUCGUCUUGGGGAAAGGGCUGUCAUUCUAGAUUAUAGUUGGCGGUGAGCUCAAGGGUGUCCUUGUUUAUAUUUCCUUUCUUUCUGGCCCGUUGCUUUUCCACUGCUCUCGUCACUGUUUCUUGUGGUUAUUACUAGUCUGUCCGAGUUGCUGUAAGGGAAUAACUAUACCCACAUGUCCAAGUCUAUGUCCUCACAAUCCCCAUCCCCUGCCAAUCCCAUCGAGUUCUACGACCCUCCUCACGAACACGAACAUCAUGGACAUCAUUCCUCGAACAGGAUACAGCCUGUUGCAUCGCCAUCAGCCAGGUUGACGCGAACUGUCGCGAUAAUCAAGACACACGCAUUGGAGCAGCGUCUAGACAUUGAACAGCGACUUGUGAAGGCAAAUUUCGAGAUAAUCAAAGAACGCCAAAUGGAGUUUGAUACGGAGACGGAUCCCGACACAUUUUUCGAGCUUUUCGGCGAUGAUGCUCGGUUCCUUGACUACGGUCCAGUCUGGGUCUAUAUUCUUGAGCGCAGACGCGCCGUCCAAGUUCUCCUCACAUUAAUGCCUUCACUUAAUGAUGCAAUAAUAGGCGCAAAGCACGAAGAGCAAGCAGAAAUUCAAAUAGCGUCUCUAUUUGCCUCCAGCCCUCCCUUUCCCACCAGCGAUCUCCCUGCAAGUGAUGAAGAACUGGUUUCAAAUGAUGAAUUCGACCCUGGUUCUGUGCGCUCGAUCGACUCUGCAAUCCUGGAAGCUCUCAAGCUGGGUUUGAAUGCUCCUUCAGGCGUUUUUACACCGUCCUCUGAGUCUUCGGAUGCGCGCGCACCGCAAUUUUCAGCACGCCCGAGCCUCAGUUCCAAUGGAUCACCCAAUGAAAAGCAACAAUUUCGUGCACGGCCACUUCCAAAAACGCAUCUAACUCCUGAUAUAUCUCCACGCACAACAAAAGCUGCCCUUCUUCGCCAAGGGCUGGCUGCAGACGGCUCAAAAGUGUCUCCACUCAAAUCACGAAUGUCUACAGCUAGUACUGGCCGCAUCCCACUUCCUCGUAGGGAAAAGGAGAACGCAGCGGAGAAAGAGAUGGAGAAGGAAAGGAUUAAGAGGACAUUUGCGGGCGUUCCAGGCCACAAGCGCUCUGAUACGCUCACCGUUGCGUCUACUGCGCCACCCACCAUUACCCCAAGGUUGACUAAGGCAGCCGCCCUACGGUUGGGUCUCGCCCAGCCCGCCUUACCUCCUGGACGGAGGCGUGCAUCGAUGGCUGGCUCGGUCACCGAUGGAAAAGUAGCGAUCAGCGCCAAUGGAUCUGCUGUCUCUUCGCAGACAUCUUGUUCACCUAGUGAUGCCGGGGGAGAAGGCGAAGACACGGAGACUGAGCGAAGACGCGAACGCAAAAAUAUUUUUGACGGUGUUCCUGGGCACAAGCGUCGCCAAUCGAUACCUGUCGCAAGUACAACUGAAGCUCCGUCCAUAGUUCCCAGAACCAACAAGACUGCAGCUCUCAGAAAGCAGGGCGGACCUCCCCCGAGCAGUUUCAUGUGUAAGUCCUUGGCAGCUUUUUUCUCUUCAUUUCUCUUCACACGAUGACACUUUACGGUUGAUCGAUUUUUUUUAAAGUUCGUCACUGACGCAAUAAACAUUUUCAGUCCGUACUCCGUCCGCUCCCAAG